AUGAGCCCUACGCAAGCCUCCACCUCCGACGACCAACCUCUCCUCAAUAGUGCUAACUACAUCAUCUGGAAGCCACGUGUGAUUGCUACCCUCGACGGCAAACACCUCCUGGGAUUCGUCAUGAAACCCAACUACGAAGGCUUGUCCGACACCGAAGACGACGAUGUGGUGAUGGAACUGCCUGAAGAAGAUGAAGAUGAAGCUGAAUUCAACCCCGACCGCGCGGAGCUUGACUCGGCUGGUUCAGCCUUGCCUGAUGACGCUGCCAACGACGUCUCAAUCGGACUUCCUCAAAUUCUAUCCUUUACGGAGCAGAAGGAGGAGGAUGCCCGUCGCGCCGCGUCCAAGCGUCGCCCGAAGCCCAACAAGCGCGAGCUGCGCCGCCCGACGGCCUACGAGAUCUUUGCCACGAUUCGUGAGCGUUAUGAGGACAAGUCCCUCCAUGGUGACCCAUACUACAUUCAAAGCUUCCUCAUGAAGCUGAAGUACAAGGAAGGCACGGACCUGACUCUCUUCUUCCUGAAGCUGGAGCAAACCCUCCAUGCCUGCUCCGUUUCGACAAACAGUAGCCUGAGCGAUGAGCAACAGUCCAUCUACCUCUACCUUGCAAUGCCCACAUCAUGGCGCAAUGACUUGCAGAUCUGGAAAGGCACUCGGAAGUUCAUCCCAGUGCUGAAACUGCUCUACAAGCUGCCGAAACGGAUUCCCACGUGCCGACUGCCCUCGUCGCGGCAAACAACCGGUGUGACUAUUGUUCGCGCGAGAACUACGUGCCGAGUUCUUCAGCGCGAUCUCCUUGCUGGGCGAGUCAAGGGCGGUACCGUUCCCCCCGAAAACUUCUCUGUCAACGUCCCGAAUCGCGGACCUACCAACUCGCAUCCACGCGGCGCCCACCCCAAUUCCCGUCCCAAAAACGGCUUCCGCAACAACAGCAAUAACCGUGGAUACAAUCGCAACAACAACAGUGCUGGGCGCAAGCUGCAGUUUGACGAUACGGUCGAGCCGUUCGACCGCUUCGGCAACUCGGUCUCCGUCGACCGCGAGAGCGUCGACUUUCAGCAGCGCAAAAACAACAAGCAAACCGACUAUGGCAUCAUUGCUGUCACGGGACCCCUGGUUGAACAUGUGAGCCUCGCGGCCUCUGUGGCUACUCCCGACCUCACCUGGAUCGUGGAUUCCGGGUCUAUCCGCCUCCUCAUGGAAGAUACCAAGGGUGCCACGCGCACCGUGGACCUCGCCAACGUGCUCUACGCCCCCAAACUGAAGUUCAACCUUCUAUCUGUCCCUAACGCUGUCCGCAACGACUUCAAGAUCGUGUUUGACCCGAAAAAGUGCACGUUGUACUAUGCAAACCGCUACAAGUUCUUUGCUCGCCUGGCGACCUCGGCGGACCUUUAUCAGUUCAAGGCGGUCCCGGCCACGUCCACGAGCCCUCAGCCGGCUGAAGCUCAUCUUGCAGCUACAGCGGGCUCGGUGUCGACGCAGCUUGGCCCUUGCGAGGAGACCAAGCAGCGUGUACUCCGGGCUCCGCUUCUCUCGCAGAACGAUAGCUCGUGGUGCUCCAUCACGAUCCAGUCCAUCACCCGGCAGCUGUCCAUGAUGGCAGGGGUCGCGAUGACCCGGAUGAAAGCAUUGAGAGUGUUCGGGCGGCCGACCAGGACGUUGUACUCGCCCAUGUACACGCGGUCAUGGUGGCGCUACCAGUGGCGUAGAAUGGUUGUGUAG
This is a messenger RNA of Phytophthora sojae, 1725 nucleotides long. RefSeq lists its product as hypothetical. The record is from RefSeq and is a predicted model, not a curated record. The transcript has 5 exons. Bases 1 to 1725 code for a protein of 574 amino acids. NCBI's taxonomy places the organism in Eukaryota, Oomycota, Peronosporomycetes, Peronosporales, Peronosporaceae.